Messenger RNA from Zeugodacus cucurbitae (melon fly), 2067 nucleotides. RefSeq lists its product as uncharacterized. The coding region runs from base 493 to 1728 and encodes 411 amino acids. Gene Ontology annotation, molecular function: protein binding. The transcript has 5 exons. NCBI's taxonomy places the organism in Eukaryota, Metazoa, Arthropoda, Insecta, Diptera, Tephritidae. The record is from RefSeq and is a predicted model, not a curated record.
UUAAAAUUCGAAAAGUAAAAGUGAACCAAACAGGGGAGGCAAAUUAAUAUACAGUGGAACUUCCAUAACUCGAACUACUAUAACUCGAAGUUCUCCAUAAUUCGAACUCUUGAAUUGGCAAUAGAAGUAAAAUUUCAUAUAAAUUACCUUCCGUAACUCGGAAGUCUCUAACUCGAAGCUUUUUUUUUGGAUUAUAGUGAUUCGAGUUAGAGAAGUUCCACUGUAUAUGUAUUCUUCAAUCGUGGUGAAAUUAAGACAUCCAACUAUUGUAAAAGUAAAAGUCAUCGCCUAUAGAGAGUCAUAAUACAGAGAAAGCACUCAAGGAGAAGCAUAUUACUCGCAGCGUUUAGUUCUGAAAUAUAUUCAUAAAUAAAACUGGCUUUAUUGUCAUUUUAUCAACAGAAAUCUCUCAACAGCAGUCAGUAACCGCACUCAAAGUUGGAUAUAUCUCAACAAACUAUUUUCUUCCGUCAAGUAAAUUAAAGUAUCCAAAUGGCUUCUAUACUGGACCUACCGGAUGACUGCUUGAUACAGAUUUUCAAAAAGUUGGGCUGCUUGUGGCAGGUGUCCUGGAGAGGUGUGUGUAAACGAUUUAAACAUAUCUAUAUCCGAUAUUCUUACAAUUCGAUGGAAGUAAACAGCGAAAUGGCGACAAAUUAUGGUCAUCUCAUGGGCACCGACGACUUUCUGCUGCGAAGUAUAAAGAGACUUUAUCUGACAGAGUCAAGUUGUACGAAAAACUUUCUAAAUAAAUUACGCGAAUGCCAUAAAGAGAUAGAAGAGGCGAAACUCAAUUCUUUCAACGAUGAGUAUUUGAAGGAAUUGUUGCCAUUACCAAAUCUGAAGAAACUGAUCUGCUUCGACUCUUAUAAUUUGAGAGGUGAAAGCUUACUGGAACUCAACAGUCUCACGGAGCUGCACAUAGACACUGAUAUGUUUUUUGAUCCGGAAAACAUGCUGCAAAUAACAUAUUACAAUCCACUGCGGACGCUUGUAAUGCUCAGCGAUCCACAGAUGUUUUCGAAUAGAUACGCCUUUGAAAUGUUCGAAAACCUUAAAAACGUCGAAAGACUCGUGAUAGAAUUUAACCCUUAUAAAUCCUGGCAACUGGUCGGCACUUUGCCGAAACUGAAAAUACUAGAGAUUUUCGAUUUCGUCAGUGAUAAGUGUGAGACGUGCUUAGAGGACCCGAAUUUACAACAGACAGAGCAACACGCAGAGCAACAUGCCACGAUCUUCUUUGACGAAUUGCGUCGAAGGAAUCAGUUGGAAGAAUUGGCAUUUUAUUACGAUUUGGUGAAUUUGGAAGAGCUACACCUUCUCCAAUGCGAUGACAUAUAUGCGGAGCCUUUACUAGAGCUAAUAAGAUGUUGUAAGAAACUCAAAGUUCUGCUUCUCAGGAGUGUUGAUGGCGUAACUGCGGACUUUCUUACGGAGGCAAAUGAUAUCUUAAGUCGCAGACAACCGACACCACUUGAGCCUUUGACAAUGGAAUUUGCCGAGGAAGAUGAACAUUUGAAGCUAAUCAAGUUUGCAAUGCCGCUUCCAUUUCUACGAUUUAUAAGAAUAAGGUUUAGUUUUGCUGGUCAAGAAGAAGUCGACUUAAGAGAGGAGGACUAUCUGGUCAACAUUUAUGUUUCAAAUGAUCGCGACAAGGGAUUUUUCUAUCCUGAACAGGCAGACUGUUCAAGAGGAAUUUCAAAUUAUGAUUACCAGUACUUAAACUGAGAACACGACAAGGAGCGGAGAUGAAUUUUAACGGUUUAAAUAACGGUUCAAGAGUAAUGAACAAAUUAAAAUAAAUGUGAUAUGAUUAAAUUUUUCGAAAUCAAUAAUUUUCUAUAAAAUGAAGUUGUUUUACUCAUUAAUACAGCUCUCACGCACGUUUCACCUUUUACAUUAGAAAACUUGAGCAAGACAUUUAUUGUUGUCAAAUGUUGUUUGUGCCUCCAUCACAUGCAACUUUCCCACCAACAACAAAAUUGUAUAAAUAACAAGGUGCAAGCAAACAAAUCGCCAUCAGCAACCAUUCGCUGAUCUAGGUUUACCGUUCGAUACGAGACAGGA